CUGAUGCAAAUAAUAUCCCACCCUCGCGGGGUGGCUACCAUCAUCCGUACCCUUCGCAAGGGUAUCAAAAUACAUACAAUUCUGCUCGCUCUAUUACAAGGCCAGUUCCUGGGCCCUCCUUUCGAGACCGUCAGCCAAGAGACUAUCAGCAAAGAGGUCGAGGAGGACGUAAGCGCCCUCAUUCCCCCGCGGGGCAGAGACAGAACAAGCGAAGGAGAUAUUGACUCGAUACAGUUCAGGGCCGGCCGUUUAGCAAAUUAUUACAAUAUGUGGAGAGGAAUGAAUGCUCCAGACUUCUUGUUGCGGAUAAUAAAAGGGUAUCGCAUACCCUUCAUACAAAAACCGCCUCUCCUUUAUCCGAGUCUUCAUCUGAGCAGCUACGAGUGCCCACACUCGACCGAAAUGACAGCUGUUAUCAAUCAAAUGAAGACUCAAGGUAUACUGGAAGUGGCAGAGCCCUCACCCAGUUUUCUUUCCACAAUUUUCCUUGUACCAAAGAGCGAUGGCACUGCUCGUCCUAUUUUCAACCUAAAGGCCCUGAACAGAUUCGUAUUGACAGAACGCUUCAGUUUAUUAAACGUUCAUCGCAUACCGGACUUUCUUCAACCAAGAGAUUGGUUGUGCAAAAUAGACCUGUCGCAGGCUUAUUUUCAUCUACCAGUUGCCCAAGCGCACAGAAGAUUCUUGCGUCUUAUCUACAGGCAAGAAUUACUGGAAAUGACCUGCUUGCCAUUCGGUUUGAGCACAGCGCCCAAGGUUUUUGCGUCAAUCACCAACUGGAUUGCUCAGACGCUGAGAAAGGAGGAUAUUCGAGUAGUUGUAUACCUCGACGACUUCUUGAUUGCCCACCAGGUCAAAGAGACUCUCGUCACCCACGUAAGCGUAGUCCUAACAAGACUAGAAUCACUGGGAUGGAUAGUCAACUACGAGAAAUCAGUCUUGAAACCUCAGAGAGGUCUGGUGUAUUUGGGCGUUUAUUGGGACCCGUGGUCCAAUCAGAAGUAUCUGCCGAAAGACAAAGUACCCAAGUUAAUCUCGCAGAUACGUCAAAUGUUAAACACCAACAAAACAAACCGGAAGGAGUUAGAGAAAUUGGUGGGACUCCUAAACUUUGCGAGUUUCGUGGUUCACUUGGGAAGGCUAAACUAUCGAGCCUUAUUAAAUCUCCUAAAUCGGAUACCAGAAGUUUCGAAAAGGACAUAUGCGAUACCUCAAGAUGCGAGGGACGAUCUAGUAUGGUGGAUGCACAAUUGUCUUUGCCCGUCUCCAAUUCAUGUGCCACCGGCGUCUCAUUUUCUGACAACCGACGCAUCAGAUCUUGCAUGGGGAGCGCAACUAGAUUAUCAGUCUCUCUGGGGUCUCUGGACGAGUGCGGAAAAAGAGUUGCACUGCAAUCAAAAGGAGAUGCUUGCCAUUCUAAACGUUUUGGAAGAUCGUUGUCAGUUCCUGUCUCACUCGACGGUCCUAGUUCAGAGCGACAACAAGACUGUUAUAGCUUACCUCCGCAAUCAGGGAGGAACAAGGUCAACUCCUCUCUUGCAGUUAACGUACAGAGUCUUCCAACUGCUGGAGCAGUAUCAGAUCCAUCUGAGCCUGUUUUACUUACCGGGGAGGUACAACAGUCACGCGGAUCAUCUAUCGAGAUUGCGUGCACCUCCGGAAUGGCAUCUUCUUCCAGAAUGCACGGAGCUAGUGUUUUCCAAGUGGGGAGUACCAGUAAUAGAUCUGUUUGCUUCGGCGAGAGCUCAUGUCGUAAUCAACUAUGUAUCGAUACAUCGAUAGACCAAAACGAUCACGAAGCCCUGUUUCACGACGCCUUUUCAAAGGUUUGGAAUUUCGAACUGGCGUGGAUUUUUCCACCCCCGUACUUGAUACCGAAGGUGCUGGCUCACCUAAACCAAGCUUCAGGAACAUUUCUGAUGAUAGUCCCUCGAUGGCACCGUGUUUUCUGGCGUGCGGAUCUCAAGGCUCGUGCCAUAGCCGCACCCUUUACUCUACAUCACCUAGACAAGGUCUUACUGGACGUGACCACGAAUCUUCCGCUCCCGAAUGUUCACGAGAUGACGCUAGAAGUCUGGAAGUGUGGGGGUGGUCGGAAAGUCUAACGGGCUGGAACUCUGAACAAAUUUCCCUUCUUCAGUCCUCUUGGCGCGCCUCUACACGCAAGACGUAUAAUACAGCUUGGAAGAAGUGGGUAGUUUGGUCGACGCAGCAUAAAGUAAAUACUACACAACCUUCGGGUGCAGAUGUUGCCAAGUACUUAUCUGACCUUUAUUUGAUUGACAAAUUAUCUUACAAGACAAUCCUGUUAUACAAAUCUGUAGUGUCGACUCUUUGUAAUACGGAGGCUGCGGAAAGAUUAAGUACUCAUGUCCCUGUUAAGCAUGUGUUAAAAUCCAUAGCAUUAAGAAAUCCAAUAGAUAAAAAACCUCCGAUUUGGAAUGUGGAAGUCCUGAUUGAUUAUCUUAGAAAAUCUAAAAUUAACCAUGACAAUAUUUUUGAGGUUUGCAGAAGAACUGCAUUGCUCCUCCUUCUCUGCUCUGGCAGAAGAAUACACGAUCUUACGUUGCUAAAUAUUGAUCGUAAUCACUGCGUAUUCUCGGAUGGUUCAAUAAUCUUUUGGCCUAUGUUCGGGUCUAAAACUGAUUGCGCGAAUUACAGACAAUCAGGGUGGAGAUUACUUGCUAAUGAGUCGUGUCAAAAUCUUGACCCUGUUUUUUGGUUUAAAAAAACAGUCUCACUAUUAAAAGGUAGAAGAGAAUCGGUGAAUUGUAAUAGCCUCUUUAUUUCUCUGAGAGGUGAUGUUAAAGUGGCAUCGCGUGCUCUGAUUGCUGGUUGGGUUAAAUCCGUGAUUAGGGAGGCAGGCAUAACGGCAACACCUGGAAGCAUUCGUGCUGCUGUAGCCUCUAAGAAUUGGGUGGAUAAUUGUUCUGUAGAAGAUAUUCUGUCACGAGGUAAUUGGCGCUCUGAAAACACGUUUAAAAAUUAUUACAGACGAGAGUUUAUGCCUGCGCCCUCCUCGAAUAAUCCAAUGAAUAUAUCAAAUUUGUUUGCAGCAGUUGAUUAG
Messenger RNA from Cydia fagiglandana, 3067 nucleotides. RefSeq lists its product as uncharacterized. The record is from RefSeq and is a predicted model, not a curated record. The transcript has a single exon. The coding region runs from base 1763 to 3067 and encodes 434 amino acids. NCBI's taxonomy places the organism in Eukaryota, Metazoa, Arthropoda, Insecta, Lepidoptera, Tortricidae. Gene Ontology annotation, biological process: DNA integration; DNA recombination. Gene Ontology annotation, molecular function: DNA binding.